AUGAUUAAAUCUUAUAAAAAGUAUAAAAAUAAUCAAGUGUGUUUUAAUAAGUUAAAUUUAAAUAAGAAGGAUGAUUUAAUAGAAAUUAAAACUAAUGAAUUAAAUAUUAAAGAUGAUGAAAUAGAUAAGAUUGUUAAUAUUAUUACUGAUAAAAUUAAAAAUAAAGAUGAUAAACCCAAGAAAAUCAAACUAUCUACUAUUGCUACCAUAUUAAGUAUAAUUUUUACAUUUUGUUGUAUCAUUUCUUAUUUAUUUCCUUAUAAAUCUAAAAUUAUUAAUAGAUUUGAAUUUAGUAAAGUUAGUGAUUUUGAAACACAAUAUGGAAUAUUAAAAGAUAAAAAAGAAUUACAUAAAUACUCUGAUGAAAUUAUAAAAAUUAACAACUGGAUAUCUAAUAAUAACAGAGAGAAGCUUGUUAAGAUAAUUGAUCCAUCUUCGUUUGGGUAUAUGCUACAUGGACCACCUGGAACUGGUAAAAGUUUAUUUGUUCAGGCCUUAGCUUAUUUAAUCAAUCUUAAACUUAAAAUGAUCUAUUUAAGGAAAAAUAUGAAAUUAGAAGAAAUAGAUUCUAUUACUAUGUAUAGUGAUUUAAGUGAUAUAAUAACGAGAAAUAAAAGUAAAGUUGAAUAUCUUAUGAUCACGCCUAGUUUAAUAAAUGACAAAUACGUCGGUGAAUCUGAAAAGAAUGUUAAACAGUUAUUUAAAGAAUUGUAUGAUUUUAACGAUCCUUAUACAAUUAGAAUAGUCUUUUUUGAUGAAUGUGAGGCUUUUUUUAGUAAAAGAUCAGAUAAGAACUCAAGAAGUAACAGUGAAGUAUGUGUUCAAACUGAAUUGUUAACUAAAAUAUCUCAACACGGUGAAAACAUUAAGGGUGUGUUUUUAUUUGCAGCUACUAACAUGCCACAUCUAAUUGAUGAUGCCUUUAAAAGAAGAUUUGGAAACAAAUGUGAAUUUGAAAAGCCUAAAUUGUAUAGUGAGAUAAUUGAUUUAAUUAAAAGUGUUUUAGUUGAAUUAGGUGAAGAAAAAUCUGAUAAAUAUGCUAAAGAAGUUGUUCAUGUGUUUAAAAAUACAUCUCAGGCAUUUAUAACUAGAACAUGUAAAAGAUAUAUAUUGAGAAAUGAGUAUGGAAAGGCUAUUAAAUUUGAUUCAAAAUCUUGUUUAAAAGAUGUUAGAAAUAUUCAGAGAAAUGAAAGAAUUUAA
Messenger RNA from Hepatospora eriocheir, 1200 nucleotides. Lineage: Eukaryota; Fungi; Microsporidia; Hepatosporidae. The record is from the annotation of a GenBank genome assembly.